CACCGACCAACACAUCCCGUUUCGUGUCCGCGUCUUCGCACGUGGCUCGGGUUCCAAGGAUUUACUACGCCAAAGGCAGGCGCAGGCGGAAAUAGGUGAAAAGUGCAAGUGCAGUUGACGUCGUGAGCACAGUCAGUCGAUCGAAGCACACAGCGUCGAGCUGCGUCGAGUGAAUCGUUGCGAAAGAAAGUGCAGCCGGUCCAUUCUCGUGCCCUGACCUGACUUUGAGUGGUCUGGAAAAACAGGAAAAUCGUGUGAAGCGUGCAGAAGCGUGAUCACCACCGGGGCAACCGAUAGAGGAUACCGGUGCACCGCUUCAGCGAAAGGAAGGCCAGCUUUCUACUUUGUUUCCACCCGUUCCGCGGAAUUAGCAAACAAAGCAGCGGCAGAAGCAAAACGAUGGCCGUUUCGUGGAAAAGAAAUGCUCUUUUACUGAUGACGACCCUACUGAUGAUCGGUUUGGCCAGCGGCCAGCGACAGGACCAGGAGGAUCCGUGCAAAACCAAAUCGAAGGUGGUCGGCGACGUGACGUACUGCGAUCGCUACUGGGAGUGCAUCAACAAUCAGCCGGAGCUGUACGAUUGCCCCAACGGGCUGGUGUUUGCCGGCAAGCACCGUGGAGUCACCGAAGGUUGCGAUUACCCGUGGCGAUCGGACUACUGCGAGGGCAAGCAGCUGGCAAACGGUCCGAUCUCGACCGAGCACUGCGACUGGCUGUACGGCAUCUUCGGGCACGAGACGUCCUGCACCCGGUACUGGACCUGCUGGAAUGGGACCGCCACCGAGCAGCUCUGCAUCGGCGGCCUGCUGUACAACGAGAACGCGCACAGCUGCGAUUGGCCGGAAAACGUUGACGGAUGCCAGAAGCACCCACUCUGCAAUGACGACGCGAACGGUAACGUGCCGUUGGGCAAAUCGUGCAACCGCUACUGGCAGUGCCAGGGAGGCUACCCGCGUCUCCAGCGCUGUCCGGCCAUGCUGGUCUUCGACCGGCGCAGUCUGCGCUGUGUGGUGCCACCGACCGACGACUGUGACAUCCCCACCACGCCCGCUCCGUCCGAGUAUGACCAGGAGCAGUCAGUGCAGGGCAAGGGCAAUCCCAACGCCAUCCACCACUCGCUGAGCAACGCCGGGUCCGGCGGUCAGCAGGGCGGAAAGCUACACUCUGGCGGACGGAACAAGAACUAAAUCCGAAUCUCCGCACUCCGCACACUCUCCCCUUUCCGCCGCCACACAUGUGGGCCGUCCGGACGUCAGCGACCGGCUCGAGAGUUGUCCGGAACUACACGCGGCCGGAACUUUCUCGUCCAGAGCACCCACUGCUCCGGGUUCGUCCGGGUGCUGCACACGCCACACUUUCGCUUCCGUUCCUGUACCCAUUCUAAACUGCCGACACGUUCACGGAGCUUUCGGCAUUUCGACAAGUGAAAACUCUGCCACAAACAGGCCGCCGACGCCGACGAAUGCGUUCGGAAUGCGACAGCAAAACAAACACUUUUCCGGGCGGGAAAAUAGAGAAAAAGUAACAUAUACGCCGAAGCAAAUCGGAAACCGGAAAAACUUUGUUUGCUGUAAAUGUUUAGUGCGUGUUACGGUGGCGCACCACAAAGUAAAGACGGAGCGGGCAACUAACGAACGAACGAACGCAGUCCGGGGACCGUUUUUAAUUUAUCAAACAAUUUUGCGGACACGAUGAGUGAGCGUCUCUGGUUCCCAUUCGCCGCCCUUCUGCGACUUUCCCGAAAUUUGAUCCCACAUUUUCUCAGUUUCUCAUACACGCCUUCGGUACGAUCAGUUACACUUUACACCGAACUGUAAUUAUUUAAGAGCGCGUACGUAUGUUAAGACGAAGACAUCAUAAGACAAAUAAAGAGUAAACAUUUAA
Molecule: messenger RNA, 1885 nt
Organism: Anopheles bellator
Lineage: Eukaryota; Metazoa; Arthropoda; Insecta; Diptera; Culicidae
Product: protein obstructor-E-like
Exons: 6
Coding region: 400-1188 (262 amino acids)
Cellular component (GO): extracellular region
Molecular function (GO): chitin binding
Source: RefSeq, a predicted model, not a curated record